AUGGAACUAAACUGUACGCAAUGCCCCAUUUCUGUGAAGAACGGAGCCGGAUUGCGAUUGCGCCCUAGGAGUCUAAGAGGCGAAGGAUUCGGAUCCCUGGGUGGAAUGGACACUGUAAUCAAGUCAAGGCGCGCGCGCGUGAGAAUGAUGGCGGUUGGUUGGUUGGUGGGGACGGGGUUUUCGAUCGCGAUCUAUUUCGUUUCGUUUCGCUUCUUUCUUUUGCUCUUGCUCUUGCUCUUGCUACUAUCCCCAGAAAAUCUUGGACUCCUCGCUCUCUCGUUCAUUCUUUACCUACAAUAUACUCCAUCCCUCCUAAUCCAUCCCUCCCCUCAAAGGAAUCCUCCCCUCCAAAACUACUACUACUACUACUCAAUGGCGGCAGCGAACUCCCCGCAGAAACAAUGUUACUUCCCCGACGGCACGCCCACGAAUUUCAAAAAGGAUACCAUCGCCCCCUGCGAUCCAGACCCAACUUCCUCCCAUUCGGCCUGUUGUCCUGCCGAUAGCGUCUGUUUAUCCAAUGGAUUGUGUUUUCAACAAGUCGCGUGGGGAAAUCGCGUGUCGAGGAGUGCGUGUACGGAUGAGGAGUGGGAGAGUGAAAGGUGUGCUGGGGUUUGUACUGAUGUAUGGACCCGCGAUCCGAUUUCCCUAUAUCUCGUCCAGCCGGAUUCCGAACGGGGCAAUUUCUGCUGUGGAGGAAUGUAUAAUGGGACUUCCUGUCCGGCGAGGAGUAAAGGUAGUUAUGAACCUUUUGAAUUGGAAAAGGGAUUGGCGUUAUUUCCUAAUACGAGUUUGACGUUGGAGGAAUAUGCGAUGGAAGUGCAGAGGAAUAGCAGUGCGAGGGUUGAUAAUGAGGAGGAGGAGGAGGAAGCGGUGGUUGGUGGAGGGAAUGGAAAUGGAGCGACAACAACACCAUCAUCAACACCAACAGACCCCGCGAAUACAACCAACCCCUCGACAUCUUCCCCUCCGACGCUCGAAGCGACAACAACGUCAAAUAACAACACCCCCCCCAUAAUAGCCCUCGGAAUCUCCCUCGGAAUGCUCCUCCUCAUCACCACAGCGCUUCUAUUCUUCCAAUGGCGCAAAGCAAACUCCCUCCAAAAACAACUCGAGCAAGUGAAAUUAAGCACUACAACCACCCCUCUUGUUUCAGAGACGAGUUAUUUUCCCCCUCCGCCUUCACAAUCUCAUGAUGGAGGCGGUGUGGCGGGGUGGAGUGCGAUUACACAGCAACAACAACAACUACAACAUUCCCCGGGAUGGAAUGGGAAUGGGAGUGGGAAUGGGAAUGGGAUGUCUGAGGGGUGGAGUUCGUUGCCUUCGAGUGAUUUGAGGAGUGAGAUGGGGAGUGAGAGGGGGUUGAUUGGGGGUUUGGGGGAGUUGUCGGAUGAGAGGAGGAGGGGGGAGUUGCAGGGUUAG
Molecule: messenger RNA, 1422 nt
Organism: Ramularia collo-cygni
Lineage: Eukaryota; Fungi; Ascomycota; Dothideomycetes; Mycosphaerellales; Mycosphaerellaceae
Exons: 2
Coding region: 1-1422 (473 amino acids)
Source: RefSeq, a predicted model, not a curated record